Chenopodium quinoa (quinoa) is the source of this 1122-nucleotide messenger RNA. RefSeq lists its product as uncharacterized. The transcript is spliced from 4 exons. The coding region runs from base 119 to 814 and encodes 231 amino acids. NCBI's taxonomy places the organism in Eukaryota, Viridiplantae, Streptophyta, Magnoliopsida, Caryophyllales, Amaranthaceae. The record is from RefSeq and is a predicted model, not a curated record.
UGCAUCUGUGUACUCUACUUGUUACCUUCCACGCCUUUUGUUUUUCAAUUUUCUCGACCAUAAAUAGCUCCCAACUCGAACCUGGACAUAAUAUUGUCAAACAGAUUAGAGAAACAAAAUGCGGGCCCAAUUCACAAUUCUUUCCUUUCUUCUUCUUAAUCUGAUUAUUACAAUUAUUCAUCCCCAAUCAAAAUGGGUAGUUCAUGCUCAAUUAAUUCCUGCAAAAUUCGAUGGAUUUGUGUAUGGAAAUCCCAAGAAAUUUAACCCAGAAAGUAUUUUACUUGAAGCUUUCUUUGACCCUGUUUGCCCAGAUUCUCGUGAUGCUUGGCCUCCUCUCAAACAAGCUCUUCAUUUUUAUGGCUACAAAAUCUCCCUUGUUGUUCAUCCUUUCCCUCUUCCGUACCAUGAUAAUGCGUUUGCAACGUCUCGAGCAUUGCAUAUUGAUAAUGAAUUGAACAGUUCUGCAACAUACCCCUUAUGGGAAAGUUUCUUUAAAGAUCAGAAUAAGUUCUACAACAAACAGACUAGCAGCAUGACGAGAAAUGAGAUUUUAGAUCACAUUGUCAACUUUGUAACAAAAUCUGUAGGUCAUGCCUAUUACUCUGAUGUAAAAUCUGGCUUCAACGACAGGAAGACUGAUCUCAAAACAAGGGUUUCAUUCAAGUAUGGUUGUUCAAGAGGUGUCUUUGGAACUCCGGCUUUUUAUGUGAAUGGCUUUCCUUUGCCUGAUGUCGGCUCUCCAAUAGAUUACAAUGGAUGGAGGAAGAUCAUUGAUCCACUUGUUACUUCAAAGAGGGAAUAUGAAUAUAUGUAGUACGAAUCUUAGUACCUCAGCAUUAAUGAGGAUGACUGGAUGGGGAACUUCUCGAAAUAUGUAGAUCAAUUCCCUAUUGCAGAUUGUCAUGUUUGAAGUUAGUUUCCAACUUGAAUGUUUGUUGUACCUGUUAUAUUCUAGCAAACUUGAAUACGGAGUAUAUAAUCAACAGAGUACAUAAGGAUUAAAGUGCCAACUCUCAAGUAUAUCAAAUGACUAGAUAGAAUAAUUGAUUGUCCAUUUAAGGGCCAAAUCUGGGUCGACUGCUUGGAACUUUUUGCAAAUGAAUUGUGAAUACUUGUUCUUUA